AUGCUAGAAAAGAUGAAAGACCAGUUCCUUACAGAUUAUUUAGCAAAUGACUUGAAGCCUUUGUCAGAAACAAGUAUGGAAUACGGUGAUGAAAGUGUUUUAGUAAAAGGGACAUCUGGAGGGACUGUGAUGGUAGGAAUACGAGACGGCGAUGACGAUGAUGUGCUGGAAGUUGAAGUGGAGAGUAAUGAUUAUGAAGGUACUGGCAUGGAUAUAAGUGACAUACAGUUAGGGCCUGGUUCAGGUGGAACAGGUAAUUUAAAAGAAACUAGUCACUCUGAAAUAACCAUCAACUCUGAUGUAACAAGUGAUUCACAAAUUAUAAGCAUCUCAAAUGAUUCUAUUGUUAAAAGUGGCUUGGAUAUGAUGAGCAACAUUCACAUGCCAAAUGUCUCGGAUGUGACGAGUAACUUGGACAAAUUAAUUGACUCGGAUAUUAUAAAUGAUUCGUAUAUGGCAAAUAACACAAAUGCAACUAGUAGCUCAAUUGACUCGGAUGGGCCAGAUAAUUCGAAUAUUAUAAAUGACUCUGAUGUCAUACAUGACUGGAAAGUGCCAAAUGCCUGGGAGGGAGAUGCGACAAGUGACACAGGUAUAGGAAGUACCCAUGUUGAGUUGACUGUGGUGGACCCUGAGAAGGUUCACGUGCAUGGGAAUCUGGUGAUCGUUGACCACACUUGGGAUGAUGCAAGUAGUGGAGAAGGUACAUGGACAUCAUCUCCUCCUGUAAAUGAUGUCAUUGGAAGCCAAUAUUCAGACUCUACCCGCCCAUCAACGGAGACAGCAAAUAAGAUAGACAAUGCACAAUUUGAGGAAGAUUUGGUUACAAGCCAUUCUGGAUCAGGUCAAGAGACAAGCCUAAACACAAGCAAUAUGAUGACACAUGGACUAGUUGAAGGCACUGAUUCCAAAACUCCAUCCAGCACCAAUAAUGAGUCUGAUGAGAACUUUCUUAAUGAUAACAUCCAGUGGUUAAUCCUGGGAGAUUAUGCACUGGAAGACGAAGGAGCCGCAGGUUCUGGCCCUCCAGUGCCGCCGGAGACUGUCAUAACUUCCGGCAUCAGUGUUGGUGCACACAACACUGCCACACCUGGAGGCACACCUGGAGGCACACCUGGAGAACACACUGUCUUACAUCAAGGCUCCGCUUCACCUGUGGCUCCUGGGAUAUAUCAGUCAUGGUUUAGUAACAAUGUGGAUAAUACAGUAAUGCAUGACAUGGAAGCAGUCACAGCUGCAGAUGGCAGCACUGCAGCAGACAUAGCUGUAGAUGGCAGCACUGCAGCAGACAUAGCUGUAGAUGCCAGCACUGCAGCAGACACAACUGUAUAUGAAACUGCAGCAGACACAACUGUACAUGACACAACAAACACAACUGUUAAUGGCACUGCAGCAGACACUGCUGUGGAUGGCAAUCCUGCAGCAGACAUUUCUGUGGAUGGCAACCCUGCAGCAGACAUGGCUGUGGAUGGCAGCCCUGCAGCAGACACGCCUGUGGAUGGCAACCCUGCAGCAGACACGCCUGUGGAUGGCAGCCCUGCAGCAGACACGGCUGUAGAUGACAACACUGCAGCAGCAGACAUGGCUACAGAUGACAGCAUUGCAUCAGACAUGGUUGUAGAUGACAACACUGCAGCAGACAUGGCUGUGGAUGGCAACCCUGCAGAAGACACUGCUGUGGAUGACAACCCUGCAGCAGACACACCUGUGGAUGGCAGCCCUGCAGCAGACACACCUGUGGAUGGCAGCCCUGCAGCAGGCACGGCUGUAGAUGACAGCGCUGCUGCAGACAUGGCUAUAGAUGACAACACUGCAGCAGCAGCAGACAUGACUACAGAUGACAGCACUGCAGCAGCAGACACGGAUGUGGAUAACAGCACUGCAGCAGCAGAUAUUGCUACAGAUGACAGCACUGCAGCAGCAGACAUGGCUACAGAUGAUAGCCCUGCAGCAGACACACCUGUGGAUGGCAGCCCUGCAGCUGACAUGGCUGUGGAUGACAGACCUGCAGCAGACAUGGCUGUAGAUGACAGACCUGCAGCAGACAUGGCUGUAGAUGACAGACCUGCAGCAGACACGGCUGUGGAUGACAGACCUGCAGCAGACACUGCUGUGGAUGACAACCCUGCAGCAGACACUGCUGUGGAUGACAACCCUGCAGCAGACACACCUGUGGAUGGCAGCCCUGCAGCAGACAUGACUACAGAUGACAGCCCUGCAGCAGACACACCUGUGGAUGGCAGCCCUGCAGCAGACACGGUUGUAGUUGACAGACCUGCAGCAGACAUGGCUGUGGAUGGCAGCCCUGCAGCAGACACUGCUGUGGAUGACAACCCUGCAGCAGACACACCUGUGGAUGGCAGCCCUGCAGCAGACAUGGCUGUGGAUGGCAGCCCUGCAGCAGACACUGCUGUGGAUGACAACCCUGCAGCAGACACACCUGUGGAUGGCAGCCCUGCAGCAGGCACGGCUGUAGAUGACAGCGCUGCUGCAGACAUGACUACAGAUGACAGCACUGCAGCAGCAGCAGACAUGACUACAGAUGACAGCACUGCAGCAGCAGACAUGACUACAGAUGACAGCACUGCAGCAGCAGACAUGGCUACAGAUGACAGCCCUGCAGCAGACACACCUGUGGAUGGCAGCCCUGCAGCAGACAUGGCUGUGGAUGGCAGCCCUGCAGCAGACACUGCUGUGGAUGACAGCCCUGCAGCAGACACACCUGUGGAUGGCAGCCCUGCAGCAGGCACGGCUGUAGAUGACAGCACUGCUGCAAACAUGGCUACAGAUGACAGCACUGCUGCAAACAUGGCUACAGAUGACAGCACUGCAGCAGCAGACAUGGCUGUAGAUGACAACACUGCAGCAGACAUGGCUAUAGAUGACAGCACUUCAACAGACACAACUGUAGCUGGCGCUGCAGCAGUAGACAUGGCUGUAGAUGACAACACUGCAGCAGACAUGGCUAUAGAUGACAGCACUUCAACAGACACAACUGUAGCUGGCACUGCAGCAGCAGACAUGGCUGUAGAUGACAACACUGCAGCAGACAUGGCUAUAUAUGACAGUACUGCAGCAAAUACUGUUGUGGAUGACAGCACUGCAGCAGCAGAUAUUGCUGUAGAUGACAGCACUGCAACAGCAGACAUGGCUACAGAUGACAGCACUGCAGCAGCAAACAUGGCUACAGAUGACAGCACUUCAACAGACACAACUGUAGCUGGCACUGCAGCAGACACAACUGUUGAUGACACUGCAGCAGAUAAUACACUAGAUACAAUACAGCAGACAAAAGCACAGCAAACACUGCAGGUGGCAGUGCAGCAGAAAUAG
Messenger RNA from Procambarus clarkii (red swamp crayfish), 3333 nucleotides. The record is from RefSeq and is a predicted model, not a curated record. NCBI's taxonomy places the organism in Eukaryota, Metazoa, Arthropoda, Malacostraca, Decapoda, Cambaridae.